Messenger RNA from Lizanozyma spartinae, 828 nucleotides. It is a transcript of the gene PAN6, whose product is annotated as pantoate--beta-alanine ligase. Gene Ontology annotation, molecular function: pantoate-beta-alanine ligase activity. The transcript has a single exon. Lineage: Eukaryota; Fungi; Ascomycota; Pichiomycetes; Serinales; Debaryomycetaceae. Gene Ontology annotation, biological process: pantothenate biosynthetic process. The record is from RefSeq and is a predicted model, not a curated record. Bases 1 to 828 code for a protein of 275 amino acids.
AUGGGUGCCUUGCACGAGGGUCAUUGUUCAUUAGUGAAGCAAUCUAUCAUGGAGAAUGACCAUACGGUUGUUUCAAUCUUUGUUAAUCCAUCACAGUUUGCUCCCCACGAGGACUUACAAAGCUAUCCUAAAACUUUGCUGAAAGAUAUGGAGUUAUUGGCCGCUCGAUUCCCCAACAAACCUGUCGAUGCCGUGUUCGUACCCACUGUGAGCGAAAUGUAUCCUAGUGGAAUCACCUUAGAUGUUGGGAACCAAAGGGGAGCCUUUGUACUGGUGCUUGGUUGCUCAGAGCAGUUGGAAGGCGUAACCAGACCUCAAUUCUUUAGAGGUGUAGCCACCGUCGUGUCCAAAUUGUUGAAUAUAGUUACUCCCGAUAAAAUAUACUUUGGCCAGAAGGAUGCCCAACAAUGUGUCGUCAUCAAAAAUAUGGUUAAGGACCUUCUAAUUGACACAGAGGUCAGAGUUUUACCCACAACAAGAGAGGAAAGCGGGUUGGCUAUGUCUUCUCGAAAUCAAUACUUAUCACCAGAAUCAAAGCAACACAGCGCAGCCAUCUAUAGAGGCUUAAACGCUGGUGAAAUCUUUUAUUACUCCCAGAAUGGCCCCACAAAGAGCACAGAUAUACUAGACAAGGUGAGAAGCAUUUACAACCAAGAAGAAAAGUCUAGGUUUGAAUUGGAGUACCUUUCACUCAAUCAUCCAGAGACUUUGGAUAAACUAGACAUAGUCACUCCCGGUGAAGGUGCUAUCAUGUCCACAGCAGUUAAAGUUCCUAGAGCAGAUGGCAGCGGCCAGGCGAGACUUAUCGACAACGUUGUCUUGAAAUAG